Messenger RNA from Paramisgurnus dabryanus, 1405 nucleotides. NCBI's taxonomy places the organism in Eukaryota, Metazoa, Chordata, Actinopteri, Cypriniformes, Cobitidae. The record is from RefSeq and is a predicted model, not a curated record.
UUCCUCUCUACCUCUCUACCUCUAUUGGAUUAAAACCUUGGUGUAUUUUGAAACCAAGGCAGCUUACUCGUUUUAAUCUGUCCUCAGACUUCACAUCAAUUCAUUUGCUUAGAAACAGUGAUAAAAGCAAUAUCACAUUUGUCAGAUAAUUUGCUUUUAAAAAAGCUAGCUAGUUUCAUCAAUUUAAAACGUUUGUGUGUAAACUAACAAUUGUAAUCUAAUUUCAUUCUCCUUCUCUCUUUCAAGCAAUAGGAUUAUGACUGUGGGUGUGUAAAGAUUAGGUGGACACCUCACGACAUUAUCUCCAUUUGAAAUGCUUGUAAACACAUGAAUGAUGUUAGACAUUGUCUGGCCAUCAGAUUUAAUCCUGUAAUCUUUAUGGAUGAGGACACAACAAGAGAGAAAGUGAUGAGACAUAACAACAUCAAGAAAAAAAAGUACAAACCGUUCUUAUGAACUCAUGACUGAUUCUUAUGGGAUUUAGAUCUAUUCUGACCACACAGAAGAUCUUGUCAUGGUGGACCUGUUCUUGGGAAAGGUUUUGGUGAAAAACAACAAAGACAAAGAUGAGCUGGACACCGAGCGUGAGAUCAUCCUGCGGCUCCAGAAUCGCCUCCUCAUGCUGUUUUUUGCUUCUGGUGAAUGCGAGCGGUGUCAGGACUUUGCUCCAACGCUCAAAGACUUCUACAAGAAACUAACAGAUGAGUUUUACGUGGAGCGCUCGGCCCAGCUGGUUCUGCUGUACAUCUCUCUGGAUUCAUCAGAGGAACAGCAGGAGAAGUUCCUGAAGGAGCUGCCUAAACGCUGCCUUUUCCUGCCAUAUGAAGAUCCUUACAGGAAUGAGCUGGCAGUGAUGUUUGAAGUGCACGAUCUGCCCAGCGUGGUGGUGUUGCGUCCAGACUGCUCCGUUCUCUCGCCGAACGCCGUGGCAGAAAUCUGCACCCUGGGACCGGACUGCUACCGCAACUGGCAGGAAGGGGCGGAGCUAAUCGACAGGAACUUCAUGAUGAAUGAGGAAUAUGAUGAGGGCAAAAUGCGCAGUAUGACUGACCCCUUCAGACGACUCAAAUACAAGUUGGAAGACAAGAAGAAAAAGAAGGAAGGGAGGAGUGCAGAGGAAGACAUGGAAGAUGAUGGAGGAGCACCGUGGUAAAAAAUUUACAACUGAUGAAAACAUCUGCUCUGGAUCAGCUGACCUGCCUCAUUGGGAUUGGCUGACUGAUGCUUUUAUAACAUUAGUGAUGUGGACAGAUGUAAGGAGGACAGCUUUACCAUUAACUUUAUCUAUAAAUCAGUAUAUGGACAGAUACUUGAGAUCAAUUUCUCAUUAGAUUCUUUAUUACUAAUUGAAUAUUUCUGAAAGUAUUUUUAACUCAUUUUUUAGGAGAUAAAUGUUGGAUUACAC